AUGGGUUGGGCUGCUUUAGAUGGGUAUCAUGACGCGAAUGAAGCGUGUGAGUUCUUUUAUAAUAAACUGUACAAUGCUUUUGAUACCUGUGUUCCAAAAUAUGUCCUAGCAAUGAAACGUAAAUACCCACCCUGGUUCAAUUCAGCAAUAAAUAAGGUUAUCAAACGCAAGGAGAAGAUUCACCGAUCUUACAGACGCAACAAUGAUCCAGAAGUGUAUCAGACAUUCAAGGAGCGUAUAUCAAAAAUCAAGAUAGAUUCAGAUCAAGCAUACAAAAUAUAUGUCUGACAAGCUAAGACCGAAAUAAAAAGAGAUUCGAAUAAACUUUGGGGCU
This is a messenger RNA of Acanthoscelides obtectus, 334 nucleotides long. Lineage: Eukaryota; Metazoa; Arthropoda; Insecta; Coleoptera; Chrysomelidae. The record is from the annotation of a GenBank genome assembly.